AUGAAUUCCAAUAGCUCACAGACACUAUACGGUACUGGCAUCCCAAGACCAUUGAAGAGAGGAAAGGCUUGUUUAACAUGCAGGCGCAGAUGCGAUGGUGCUCGACCAAUAUGUGGCCCCUGCCAACGAACUCCAAAAGACGAUCCUUGUGAAUAUGCUAACGGUCCAGGAAGGUCAAGGGCUCAAGUACUCCAAGAAACGGUCUCGCGUCUUGAGGCCCGCCUGCGAGAAUACGAACAUCCUGAAGAGACACCAUCUAUGGUGCUUUUUGAUCCAUACCAGCAAGUUCACGCCCAUCACAGCGACGAAAUCAUGCAUGGAUCAUCAUCGUCGCAAUCCAUACGUAGUUCUCCUACACUCUCAUUUUCUGGGACGUCUCCUUUACGUAGUUCACAGGCUAGUAAGUAUGGUGUGUCAUCAGGAUCAUCGGAUAGAGCCUCAACGUCUGCAGAGUCAAGGAUUUCCCUACCUGGAACUAGAAAUCUCCUCGAACGGUUUUUUGCGAAUGCAGUGUCCUUCGGCUUCUUCCUCAAUCAUUCGCGUUUCUCAGAUUCUGCUCUCCUGCCGUUAGAUUUCGGGCAUCAAUCCAGGCCAUGUCCGGGUCUAUUGAGUACCGUGUAUCUGUGGGGUAUCCAUCUAUCAUCGCCGACACAACAUAGAUAUCUUGAGCAUACCUUGCUCAUGCGCGCCCUUCGAGAUACAGCCUCAGAUCUAAGUACCUCUAACCCACAUCCACUUCGAUUUAUGCAUACUAUUCAAGCGGAGACCUUGCUCGGAUACUAUUUUUUCCGUAACGGUGAAGUCCUCCAGGCCAAGCGUCAUGCAUCUAGUGCCGCAUCUCUUGCUUUAGGGUGUGGGCUCAAUACUCUUAGGUCCUCGCACGAACAGCAGCAGUCGAGCUCAAAUAAUCUCCUCCCCCCACAAGAUGCAAUUGAGGAAGGCGAACGGAUUAACGCAUUCUGGGCCGUAUUCACGCUUUACCGAGAUAUCUCCCUCACAGUAGAUCCUCUGAAGUCUGUGUGUGGGGUGUUUGAUGCUCCUGGAUGCUGGAUUGAUACCCCAUGGCCGUUAGAUAUGGAUAUGUACAGAAAUAAUAUCCUCCCAACUCGUAGCUCAUCGACAGUUUAUGAAUUUCUCAACCAUAUACAACAAAAUGUUGACGAACAUCAGCUUGCUAGUGCGACGAAUAUGGUUACGAAGGCAUCUCUGCUUUUACAUCAAGCUUCGUUUGUUGCUGGACAGUAUUAUCCAAAUUUGCCCACGGCCGACGCUCAGAUCCUCUUCGCAGCGUUCCAAUCCGUGCACCACUUGAUUGAUUUUCUGCGUUCUCAGUUAUCUCCAUUGGAAGAACUCGACCACCAAAAUCAAAAUCUAUCAACGUUCCGAGAAAUAUAUCUUGCUCACUCUCUGAUACACGGGUCAAUUAUACGCUUGAACGAAAUUUUUUCAGAUUCGGAUGCCGGUUGCCGCCAAAACUGUGUAAAGAGCGCGCAGGCCAUGAUUCAUGGAGGUGGAUUGAAUGUGGCUGAAUUUGAAUGUGUGAAUCCUAUAAUGGGGACGCUGUGGGGCCUGGCUUGUCAAACGCUCGUUCAAGAAAUUAUUCGUCUGCGUUCUGUGCGAUCUGGAGAAGCACAAGGAUCAUGGUCAUAUCCUUCGUUUCAGUCUUCGAAGACAGUGUCAAUCUCACCAUUUUCUUAUCGUCAGGACUUGCACGCUGGAUCGGGGAUCAAUGAAGACAAAGGAGACUUGCCCUUAGACAGCGAAGACUCCCUCUUAGCUUCCCUCCAACAGGAUCUCUCGGUUCUCACGUUUUUCUCUGCUAAUAGUGUUAUGAUGAAUAAGUCUUUUUUGUCUUCACCCCUGUUCAAUGAGAGGUGA
Lentinula edodes (shiitake mushroom) is the source of this 1878-nucleotide messenger RNA. RefSeq lists its product as uncharacterized. Gene Ontology annotation, molecular function: zinc ion binding; DNA-binding transcription factor activity, RNA polymerase II-specific. The coding region runs from base 1 to 1878 and encodes 625 amino acids. The record is from RefSeq and is a predicted model, not a curated record. NCBI's taxonomy places the organism in Eukaryota, Fungi, Basidiomycota, Agaricomycetes, Agaricales, Omphalotaceae. Gene Ontology annotation, cellular component: nucleus. Gene Ontology annotation, biological process: regulation of DNA-templated transcription. The transcript has 7 exons.